AGCGCUCGGGCCCCUCGGCGCGGGACCGAGCCCCUCCAGUGGCGCCCGGCGGUGCGGGCGGGCCUCUCCCGCCUCCACGCGCGCGCACGCCCGCCGCGGCCCCGCGCACUCCGCCGCUUCGCCCAUCGCGCCGCGCAGACAGCCGCUCGCCGAGCCCGCGGCCGGGGCCCUGGCGUGCAGCGCGGGCCUCGGCGGGGCCCAGCGCCCCGGCCCGGGAGGAUGCGGCCCGGGGCGGCCCGGGAGCUGAGCAGGGCCCCCGCGCCGUCCCCUGCGGGCCCCGGCUUCCAGAGCCGCAGCCGCCGCCCCGCCCCCGGGAGACAUGACUUCCAAGCCGCAUUCCGACUGGAUUCCCUACAGUGUCUUAGAUGAUGAGGGCAGCAACCUGAGGCAGCAGAAGCUGGACCGGCAGCGGGCCCUGCUGGAGCAGAAGCAGAAGAAGAAGCGCCAGGAGCCCCUGAUGGUGCAGGCCAACGCGGACGGGCGGCCCCGGAGCCGGCGGACCCGGCAGUCGGAGGAGCAGGCACCCCUGGUGGAGUCCUACCUCAGCAGCAGCGGCAGCACCAGCUACCAAGUUCAAGAGGCCGACUCACUUACCAGUGCGCAGCUGGGAGCCGCCCGCCCAACAGCACCAGCCUCAGCCAAGAGAACCAAGGCAGCAUCUGCAGCGGGGGGCCAGGGCGGGGCCUCUAGGAAGGAGAAGCAGGGGAAGCACAAAGGCACCAGCGGGCCAGCUGCACUGGCAGAAGACAAGUCUGAGGCCCAAGACCCGGUGCAGAUCCUGACUGUGGGCCAGUCAGACCACGCUCAGGACGCGGGGGAGACGGCAGCCGGCGGGGGCACACGGCCCAGCGGGCAGGACCUCCGUGCCACGAUGCAGAGGAAGGGUGUCUCUAGCAGCAUGAGCUUUGAAGAGGAAGAGGAGGAGGAGGAUGAAAAUAGCUCCAGCUCCUCCCAGCUAAACAGUACCACCCGCCCCAGCUCUGCUACUAGCGGGAAGUCCGUCAGGGAGGCAGCCUCGGCCCCCAGCCCGACAGCCCCGGGACCCUCGGCGGAUGUCGAGGUCCAGGAUCUUGAGGAGUUUGCACUGAGGCCAGCCCCCCAGGGUAUCACCAUCAAGUGCCGCAUCACGCGGGACAAGAAGGGGAUGGACCGGGGCAUGUACCCCACCUACUUCUUGCACCUGGACCGCGAGGAUGGGAAGAAGGUGUUCCUUUUGGCGGGAAGGAAGAGAAAGAAGAGUAAAACUUCCAAUUACCUCAUCUCUGUGGACCCAACAGACUUGUCUCGAGGAGGGGACAGCUACAUCGGGAAACUGCGGUCCAACCUCAUGGGCACUAAGUUCACCGUUUAUGACAAUGGAGUCAACCCUCAGAAGGCAUCAUCCUCCUCUACUUUGGAAAGUGGAGCCUUGCGUCAGGAGUUGGCAGCUGUGUGCUACGAGACAAACGUCUUAGGUUUCAAGGGGCCGCGGAAGAUGAGUGUGAUUGUCCCAGGCAUGAACAUGGUUCACGAGAGAGUCUCCAUCCGGCCGCGAAACGAGCACGAGACGCUGCUAACACGCUGGCAGAGUAAGAACACGGAGAGCAUCAUCGAGCUGCAAAACAAGACCCCUGUCUGGAAUGACGACACGCAGUCCUACGUACUCAACUUCCAUGGACGCGUCACACAGGCCUCCGUGAAGAACUUCCAGAUCAUCCAUGGCAAUGACCCGGACUACAUUGUGAUGCAGUUUGGCCGUGUGGCAGAGGAUGUGUUCACCAUGGAUUACAACUACCCACUGUGCGCGCUGCAGGCCUUUGCCAUCGCCCUGUCCAGCUUCGACAGCAAGCUGGCCUGCGAGUAGAGGGCCCCCCUGUGCCCUUUGGGGUUGCCCAGCCUGGAGUGGAGCUGCCUGCCUGCAGAGACAGCCCUGCUUACCCUCUCUGUACAUAGGCCUCCCGCCAGAUGAACCUUCAGCUCUCAGUGGCGCCCUGGCCCAGCCGGCUCAGACCGGACUCCUGCCUCCACUGUGGAGACAGGACCAGGUGGGGGAGGUGUGUGUGUGAGGGGCCAGCGUGAAUUCUUCCUGGGCCCCAGGGUCCGUACGCACACUCCCACUCUUGAGUUAGUAUCCUGCUGCAGCCGUGUUUGCCAAGCUGGGCAGCCUCUUCAGCUGGGAAGGUAGGAAGAAACAGAGGGAGAGGAAGCACAAUGCAGGGCUGCUGGGGCCCAGCCAUCCACUCAGUCUAGGAAUCAGGUGACAGUGGGUCCCCGACAGUGAAGGGCACAGUGUGGGUGUGUAGGUGUGUGUUGGGUACAUCGAUUUUAUAUAGAAGGGCUAGGAUUGGCCUCCAGGCCCUUUGCUGACUCCGGAAGGGCUCAGCCAGGCUGGGAGAAGUUACGGGGGUUGGGGAAAGGUGAGUGGCAAGAGCUUGUCAGGACUGCGGGGGUCCGGCUGGCGAAUUGGUUGGUGGCCCAGGGUUCCCGCCCAUUUGGUUCCUCUAGGUUUUCUGUGUGCGCACGGAGGCAGCAGGAGGCCGGGGCCUGCGGGCCCCAGGCUCAGCAUGCGGGAGGUACACGGCACACGCUGCCUGAGGAGCUCUCUGCGGGGCAGUUUGUGCGGAGUGCCCAGGAGACGCGGACGGGGCCGGGCGCCCAGCCUCAGAGGGCACUCAGGUAGGCAGGCCUGGGCCUCUAGCUGGCAGGGCAGCGGUCCUAAGCCAUGGCGUGUUCUGGGAAGAAAGUAGCUCCAGGGGUUCUGGCCGGUGCCUCGCAGCCCCUGUGCGCAGCCUAAGUCGGGGCUGCUGAGGCCUUGCGUGUGGUUCUUCUGGGCUGGGAAUGGGACAGGGUGAAGAAAGGCAGGGAGUACGUUAGAACCACGAGAGAGGAGAGGUGGCAGAAGCCUUAGAGAUGAACUAGUACAACGUGUCACUUUAGGGGAAUCACAUUUAGAAGAUGGACUUGCACCGGGUCACCUAGCUGGUCAGUGGCCGAAUUCAGAACUUCCGCCCCCUCGAUUUCUUUGUUCCUACCAUCCCCCGAGAAACUGCUUUCUCUGGUUCUCUGGCCUUCCUGGGCCCCCGGUCUGCAUGCCCUCCCCCUUUUGUCUGAUUACAGAGACUUAGAAAUGUCGGAGUUGAUGUACGAAAUUGAAACCGUUCUCAGAGGGAAAUUAGGCAGUUUCCUGCUGAAAGCUGGCUUUUUGAACAUCAGUCUAAUCAGGACUGCCCGGUGUCUGGCUUCUCCCCGAGGGCAGGCCUCACGAAGGCCGUUGCGCCUUUCUCUGUUGGGGUGUGGUGGGUGAGGCGUGAGUGUUCCAGGGCGGGGCCUGAUCUCCACCAUCCUCCUCUUCGGAUGGCACUCUUGACCCUGAAGCCUAGGGAACGCUAAGCUCUUGCCUGCCAUUGACCCUGGCCGAGGCUGCUUGCCCAGACGGAGGCCAGAACUCAGUGGGAAGCAAGCAGGAGUUCUUCCCUUCAGCGGAGAUGUGCUUGGAAAGGCUGCAUAGAAAUUUUUGGUUUAAAUAAGUCCUACUUGAAACAUUCGAGUGAGGCUCUGUAGUGAGGGGGAGUGGUUCUGACUGAAGUGGUAGGUAGCAGUGUGUUCUCAUUUCCUUAGAAGAUUUCCUAUGUGGAGUGUUCUAGCGGGGAUCUGGGUGAGGCCCCUCUACAGGACUGGUUUCUGGACCACUCCUGGGGUCAUUCUGAGGGCACUAGACUUUUUCACACUGGGGCUGGUCCACUUUUCCACAGUCCCAGUUGGGCUCUUACUCUCCUGACUGGGAAGAGACCUGUUGACAUUUGGGAUGGUGGAAGCUAGACCUCAGAAGUCUGGUUUAAGCUGUUUCUCUGGGUCUAGGAUUUUAGAGUAGAACAGAUUGAUCUGAGAGGAAAGCCUGGCGCCAGUGUGGAAAAGGCAGAAGCACAAGGGCAAACGCUCACACCCUGCGUUCCAUCGAAUAUGCAGGAGAGGACGAGGAGGGGUUAGGAACGUGUCUUGAGCUUCCCAGCCUAGACGUGGGGACGGUAGCUCAGCAGCAAACCUCUGUUGGGCACAGAGUGACAAGAGCAGUUGAGUCACCUGCUCGAGACCCAGCUUCACAAGGUCUGUUCUUAAGACCCCAUUCCUGGUGAUGCUGGUUUCCCUGACCACUGGUCGCCUAGCCAUGGGCCCAAAGACUCAAAAAGCUGCCAGGGCCCCUGGAGACCACCUGGGCUCAGCAUCUCCCAGGGUAAGAGCUCUUGUUCUUCACACCCUCUACCCAGAUGGGACUGGAUGAUGGAAUGAGCAAGCCCUAAGGGUGGUGGGCAGCUGGGACCUCAGGCAGCUCCUUCUGUCACUGCUCCUGGGGCCACACCCUCUUCCCCCAAACAGCUCUUCUGUAGAGCUGUGAUGUUCACUUUCCCACUCUUUCCUUCUGGCUCCAAGGUGCUCUGUCUCUGUGUGUCUACGUGUCUGUGUAUAUUUGGGGAAAAGGGCAAUCUGCAACUCACCCACUGAGGUUUCUUACUACGAUCAUUGUUCUAAGGAUGAGUAGGAAAGGAAUAAGGAUAUUACGAUUACCUGUGGAUUUUGUUCAUUUCAUGCUCUUUGGUCAGAAAGUAAACCUGGGAAAGUACCAGCUCUUUCUUGGGAGAAAGAUUAGGAGGAUACCGUCUAAGAAAUUUGCAUUACCUGAAGAAAUUGGUAUGUUACAUGCAUGCUUUGGGAUGAAUUUGAACAUAGUCUAGUGAAUGUGCCUUAAAAAUCACGACACUAGUUCAGAAGGAGCAGUUAAGGUCCAGACGCAUGCUGAAGACAGGUGUUUGUUAGAAGCCAGCGAGUGUGAAAAUUUGGAGUCUGUGUCCUUCAGUGACGAAAGGGGCAACAAAAUUGCAGAAGCUUGUCUUUGGUCUGGAAAUUUUAGAGGAAAUUCUAAAUUUAAUAAGCAGUGGUGGUGAUUUCAAACCUCCUAAGGACAUGCUUUCCUCACAGUGUGGUCCGCAGUGAGGGGAGACGCUGGGCGGCCCGUGGCUCUGUGACGCAAGCACAAACCCUCUCCUGGCUGGAGUCCCUGGUGGUCCCUCACUGUGGCAACACUGGCCGCCCCUCCAGAAUUCUUUGCCCCAGCUGAGCUGUACCUGUGACCUCCGAGCACACUUUUCCAGAGCUGAAGGAGUCUGCUGUGUUGUGGGGCCCAGCACUGAAUGGUAGCGGCCCCCAGGAACAGACCAGGGGAAGGGCUCCUGUUUGUGCUGGGUCCCUUUCUGUACCUCCAGUUUGCAAUCUUGCCAUCUCAGGAUAUGGGGGGGGGGGAGGCAUAGCAGAAGCGUGCGGAUAGAUUUAAUUUUCUGACCACGUUGCGAGGCACGGUGGUCUUCUAGAGCUAUGUGAUUCUGAGCAAACCACAUGAUCUUCCUAGGUCGUUUUCUCAUAAUUAGGGUGAAUGAAAAAUUGAUCUUUGCUUUCAUCACUACCUUUUCUGGCUCAUCACUGUGCCUUUUUUCUUUCCUCAGAAACCUGUCACACCCAUUCCUCUCUCCUGUUCUACUGCCCCUCUCCCUUCCCCCAUCAGGGUCCAGGCAGAGCUGCAGAUUAGGCCAAGAUCCAGAGUUUCCUAGAGUGUAAUUUUGAGUGGCUUAGAAAGGGAAGCCUGACUCUGGCCUCUUUAAUCCUGCAGAGUUUCAAAGGGGACUUGGUCAGGAUGGGGGGGACACUUCUCUUGCUGGGAUUAGCCAUUUAGCCAGUUUUCCUAAUGCCUAGAAUAUGUAUGUCCAUUUGCACAAGAUUGUCCUUUCCUAUUCUGGAGUGGUCAUUUUAUUUUUGUUCCAAAUUAUCUGGAGUUUUAGACAAACUUGCAAAACUGUGCUUUUAUUAAGUGACUUUUUGAAUAAACUCUUUGCUAUUCUUGAGCAAAUGUAUUUAUUUACUGGUAUGUGCAAUGAAAAAGUUGGUAUUUUCCCAUGUUGACGUUAUAUAUGUUGUAGAACUUAGUGUUUGUCUAAGGACAGACCAUAUAGCAACAAAUUAAACUUGAACUGUUUAAAUA
This is a messenger RNA of Mirounga angustirostris (Northern elephant seal), 6007 nucleotides long. It is a transcript of the gene TUB, whose product is annotated as TUB bipartite transcription factor. The record is from RefSeq and is a predicted model, not a curated record. The transcript has 12 exons. Gene Ontology annotation, biological process: protein localization to cilium. Lineage: Eukaryota; Metazoa; Chordata; Mammalia; Carnivora; Phocidae. Gene Ontology annotation, cellular component: cilium. The coding region runs from base 320 to 1843 and encodes 507 amino acids.